CAUUAGCUGACAAAACAAAUGGGAACUGAAUCACGAAGCAUGACAUACCGUAUGACUUAAAAAAAUACUUGAAAUAUUCAUUCGUACUUUCUACAAUGUUACUUACACUUACUGUAUAUGCAAAGAGGUGACCAAAGCAAUAACAAGACAGGAAAUGUCGCCUUAGCGUUGGCAUGUUUUUACACACAGUUAUAAGCACAAACUAUACGUAAGUGAGGCACUCUUGCUCUUUUUACUGCAUGGUGCAAAUGCUGUUGGCAUGAUUUUCACUCUUCUACCGUCUGACUUUGACGCUGCACCACUGUGCCUAUAGAAAUGGGCCUCUUUCAAUAAAAACGGUCAUGUGAUCUUAGAAGAGUAGUGGAGUAGUCAUGCGCAAAAGAUUUGAUGCUGUGGAGAGUCGAUUCCCAUCGAGUGAGAGACAGCUUUCCUUUUGCACACCGUGAUGGCAGGGGCGGAAAUUUGUAUUGAUGGACACACCAUGAGGCCAAUCACACGUGAGGAUGCAGGCGCAUACCAUGAUGUGAAAGUAGAGAGAGAAUCUUGUCAAAAACGGCAGGAGGAAGGAGGAAUCAGCCCAUCUAAGAAGAGAAUGAAGUCAAACUAUUAAGAGAAAGUUGUAAUCUAACAAGAAAAAAAAGUCAUAAUUAUGAGAAGGACAUUUACAAGAAGAAAGUUGAAAUGGAUGGAAAAUUUAAAUAAAACAACAACAGCAGAAAUGGAGAAAACAGCUGUAAUUUUACUAAAAGUCCAAAUAUUACGAGAGAAAAGUCACAAUAUUACGAGAAUAAACUCGAAAAUAUAAUUAAAAUAAUGUGAUUUUAGUAGCAUAGAGCUGAAAUAUAAAAAAAUAUAAAAACAUUUUUUUUUUGAAAGUCGUAAUAUGAUAAACAACAAAAUGAAGGUGUCAUUUUUGGUAAAUGAGGUUGGGGAGCAAAGUUAUAAUUUAAAGGGAAUAAAGUCAUAAUAUUACAAGAAGAAAAUUUACAAUGAUUAUUUAAGAAGAAACAAUAGCAAAAAAAUGUUUUAAAAAGCAAAAAGCCAAGUUCAUGCUAUUAAUACACUUUUUCAUCUACAGUAUGACAAAUCUGAGAUGUACUUUUUUCUUGAAAUAUAUAUAACUUUUUAGCAUAUCUACAUGUAUUGCAUUACAAAAUACAAAGUGGCUCUUGGCAUCCUUUCAUUUUUCACAAAGUAGCUCUUGGUUGGAAAAGUUUGGACACCCUUGGCUGGGAGACAAAAGAGUCAGUAGACUCUCAGAAAAGAGCCGAACUUCCCAUCAUAGGGAUAGCGGCAAUCACCGGACAUCAAGAGUUGUGUCGCCUCGCCCCAUACAGUUAUUAGAAAAAAUACAUGUAAGUCAUUAUAUGUAGUUUAUUUCGACAAGUAAAAGUAAUUAUUGGCUUUGUGUUAGUUUUGAAAAACAAUUAGCAAAAAAAAUCGUUUUUGAGAGAGGAAGCGGUGAAACGACCGAUGGAAUACUUAAAAAAGACAUUGAGUAAACAGGAACAGUCGUGUGCUGGCGUUACACUAUUGUUAAUGUUUUUUGUAUUUUUUACGUCUACAUCUGAGCAUCGUCGCGUUUUCCCUUUUAAAAGCACAAAGGUUUAUUUUCCGUAAUCGACCACCUAGCUAGCAAACGACCGAGCAGCUGAGCGAGCGGGAGUGAACUAUCUCCCCUCCCAUUCAUCUUUGUCACUUCAAGUGCGCAUGCGCAAAAAAACCCAAACACCCAGCUGCAGGUGGAGCGGUUGCUGAGCUGUUCAAACUAUCACUAACUUCCUGUUUGUCCUGCGUACGCGAGCCUUUGAAAUGGAUUAAAUAAUCGAACAGUAUCGAUUGAAUGAUGACGACAGAAAGUCUCUCAGGAUUGUGAGUUUUUAGGCUUGUGACCUACCGAAGCAGAGGGGCAGACAUGGAUCACUGGGCUCAGGACUGGAUGGCAGCAUUGCCUGAGGAGCUAUGGGACGUCCCGCUGAACCACCUGGCCAUACCCGGGAGUCAUGACACCAUGAGCUACUGUCUGGACAUCAACUCCCCCCUGGUGAGGUCAGAGUCCGACCUCUUCAGGAUCUUGGAUGGACUUUGUUGCUGCUUCACCAGACCCACCAUCUUCAAGUGGGCCACCACACAGGACCGCUGCAUCGAGGAGCAGCUGUCGAUGGGCAUUCGCUACUUCGACCUCCGCGUGGCGCGCAAGCCCAACGACUCGUCCACAUGCUUGCACUUCACGCACAUCCUGUACACGCACGUCACAGUCCUGGACACGCUGUCGUCUGUGGCCGUCUGGCUGGACUCCCACCCCAAGGAGAUCGUCAUCCUGGCCUGCAGACACUUUGAGGGCAUCGACGAUGAAUUCCACGAGUCGUUCAUAGUCCUCCUCAAGAAGCUCUUUGGCCCUAAGCUGUGUCGGCGGGACGUGAGUGCAGGCUGCCGUACACGACGGAAGCCACUGAAAAGAAAAUUAAGCAUCACCAUCAUCCACACAGGAAGCGCACCUGAGCUUAAGGAGUCUGUGGGCGUCGGGUCGCCAGGUGCUCCUGUCCUACGACGACGCGGACGUGGCGUCCAGACACACUCAGCUGCUCCCUGGCAUCCCCUACUGGUGGGCCAACCAACGCACAGCCCACGGUGCCAUCAGCUACCUGGAGUGGAACAAACAGCUUGGACGUCCACGGGGCUUCUUUGUGACGGGCCUGAACCUGACAGCAGACAGGAAGUACAUCGUGACCAACCCCAAGCAGUCGCUGCGCACGCUCACCUUCACCCAGUGGGACCACCUGAGCAAGUGGCUGCAGGACCAGAGACCCGGGUCCGGCCGCUCCGACCUCAACAUCAUCGCGGGCGACUUUGUGGGCCCGCUUCCUCUGUGCUCGCUGGUCAUCGGCCUCAACAGGAAACUGCUGCCCAACAAAAACUCUCGCAUGGAAAAUUCGUAUUAAUGGACGCUUCAUUAGGUACACCUGCACCUGUCAUGACAGGAACCACAGAGCUACAACAUGUGAAUAAAUAAUUACGAAAAUAGAAUAAAAUAUUUCAAAAACUGAUUUCAAAACAAAGAAAGAAAAAGAAUGCAUAAAUAAUAAAAUGUUAAACUAAUGAAUAAAUGAUAAAAUAUUAAAAAUAAUGAAUAAAUCAAAUAUAUUUUAAAAAGUUAAUCAAAUGAAAAGACUGCAUAGAUAAAAUAUGUAGAAACUAAUGAAAUACAAUAUUUAAAAUAAUGAAUAAAUAAAUAAAAUAUAAUACAAAAAAUUAUGACCAAAAUACAAAGAGUGACUAAAAUGUCAAAACAUAAUGGAUCUAAAUAUAAAAAAUAGUAAGUAAAAUAACAUUGAAAAUAAUGAAUAAAUGAAAUAAAAUAUUGAAACUGAUGAAAAAAAUCAAUUAAAAGUAAAUAAAAGGCUGCACGGUGGUCUAGUGGUUAGCAUGGGUUCGAAUCUCUGUUGGGCAUUUCUGUGUGGAGUUUGCAUGUUCUCCGGGUACUCCGCUUUCCUCCCACAUUCCAAAAACAUGCAUGUUAGGUUAAUUGGAGACUCUAAAUUGUCCAUAGGUAUGAAUGUGAGUGUGAAUGCUUGUUUGUCUGUAUGUGCCCUGCCAUUGGCUGGCCACCAGUCCAGGGUGUACCCCCCCCCCCCCCCCCCCCCCUCGCCCGAAUUCAGAUGGGAUAGGCUCCAGCAUACCCCCGACCCAAAUGAGGAUUAAGUGGCAUAGAAAAUGAAUGAAUAAAAUAUUAAAAAUAGUAAAAUUUACAAAUAUUAAAUACAUACAUAAUUAAUCCAUAAAUUUGUAAAAUGUUUUAAAAUUAAAUAUUUAAAACUAAUGAAUAAAAUGAUAAAUAUUUUAAAAGUGGGCAAAAACAGAUGUCUUUAAAAAUCCAGGAGUGCUGAGAUUGACUUGGUGAUGACGUGAACAAUACAACUAACGGGUUUAGGACAUAUUUAUUUAUUCAUUGUUGUGCUUGGUGCGCUGAACAACUAGCACACCACAUCACUGUUCACAAACUGUUCUGAAUACUGAAAGCUUAGAAACGGCUGUGAGUGAGAUGCAGGUAAUAAUAUAUGGAAAUAUAUCAGAAAUACAGCUGGGAUCUUGAUGGGCUGUGACCAGCGAGUGUGUGGAACUCCUUUUUAUUUGACAAUAUUCCAAAUCCUCGCUACAUUCUUUGAAGCUACUGUGUCACACUGAUGGCGAAAUAAACGUGUGAAAUACGUUGUUUGCUGAAGAAACAAGAACGUUUGCUACCCGUCCACAAAAUACUUCUUGUAUCGUCCGUAAGCAGCGCCACUGAUGAUGACCUUGACCACCGCCGAGCCCUCGUCCGCGUCCACGCUCACGUCCUGCACGGCGGCCUCCUUGUACAGCCAGCUACCAAAACCCAUCCCCGGUUAAAGACACCUUUAAUGACACCGACAUCGACGCGGCCACCUUACGUAACGUGCGGCCGGCGCUCACCUGAGCUGAGGUGUGCUGAGUUUCACCUUCAGGCUGAGGACGUGCAUCCCCGUGGAGGCCACGAUACGCUCCGCCACCACAUCCUGCAGCGCCUCCAGGCCGCGCUCCUCCAGAGCGGAGAUGGGCAAAACGUCGGCCUCCGUCACCUCGUAGCUGAAAAGAAACAGGCAUCGGGCACAUAAACCAGACAUAAAUAAAAGGACUGACUGGAGGACGGACGGCGCGCUCUUACUUGUCCAGGAGGUCUAUUUUAUUGUGGACUUCGAUCAUGGAGCUCAUGAGGCGGUCGGGCACCCGAAGGUUCUUCAAGACGUUCAACACGUUGGCCUUCUGAUUGGUCGUCUCCGGAUGGCUGAUGUCUCUGACGUGGAUCAGCAGGUCCUGGAGGUCGCAAAAACACCCAGAUGCUUCAAAACGGGACCUUCUAUGCAAGGAAAACAAGGAGAAACACAGAAGCACAGACCACCACCAUGCACCCCACUGGGCAUCUUCCAGUCAUCGUGUUAUUGAAUAAUUAAGCAAAAAAGCCAAAAGUUGUUUAUUUUUCUUUGUUUUUUAAAUUCAUUAUUAUUCAUAUAAUUAUUUAUGAAUAGUUAUUUAAUAAUAAAGCAAAAAUAAUACUAUUAAUACUAAUCACAUAAAUGACCUUUUCUGUUUAAUAAUUAGUAUAUAAGUAUUUUCUUAAUUUGUUUUAUACAUUUAGAUUUUUUUAAAUAUCUUCUCUACAGGUAUAUGCAAUGUUGUAAAAUGUAUUUGAAGAAUUUAUUAUACUGAUUCUAAUCCUCCAAGAGGAAAUGUAAUUAUUUUCUACCGUAAAUAAAUAGCGGUAAAAAAAAUAAUAAUCGCACAAUGCCAAACAUUUUUUGUUUAAUAUUUGGUUAUUAAGAUACAAUUGUUUUUGUCAUUACUUUUACACAUUAUUAUUAUUAUCUUAUAUGUAUUUUUUAUAUACAUUUUGGUAAAACAAAAUUCUAAAAUGAUUACAUUUCUCAAUACAGUCAUAUCCAAUGUUCUAAAUGUUUUUUAAUAUCCUGAUUAGAAUCCCUCAAGGGGAAAUUCAAUUAUUUUCUAUGUUAAAUAAAUACUGGUAAAAAUUAAUACUAAUUGCACAACGGCCAAUAUCUUUUGUUUAAUUUUUACUAUAUCGUUAUUGUCAUAAUUUGUUUUAUACAUUUAGAUUUUUUUAAAGACAUUAAGAGAUGAUAUUUGUCAAUACAGGCAUAUCUGUGUUCUAAAUGUGUAAUUUACUGUACGUUUUCUAAUUUAUUAUACUGAUUAUAACCCCCAAGGGGAAAUUCCAUUAUUUUUAUUUUUAUUUAGCAAAUAAAUACUGGUAAAAAAUAAUACCACUUGCACAAUGAGCAGCAGUUUGUGGUUUAAUAUAGAAUUCUUUUCCUAAUUUGUUUUGUAUGUUUUGAAUAACCAAAUGUCAUUAUAUUGUCACUACAGGCAUAUCCAAUGUUGUGAAUGUGGAGUUUUUUAGUUGUUUUUUUUUCAAUUGAUUAUACUGAUUAUAGUCUCUCAAGGAGAAAAUGAGUAAUUUUCUGUAGUAAAUAAAGCGUUCAUCAGAAUGCUGCAGGUCAGUGAUUCUCAACUAGUUGGCGGGACCCAAAUUGUGCCACGGAUCCAUAAGUUCAAAUAGAAAAACAACGCGACUCGUCACUUUUGCAAGGUCGUUGCUACUUAGAAAGAAGCGUCACACACCUACCGAGUGUUUAAUGUCUUCCAGUGUGGCGGAAAAGGAGUCGAUGAGCCGGUGCGGCAGCUGCGACAGGAAGCCGAUGGUGUCCACGUACAGCGCUGUCAUGCGGCUGGGCAGCUGGCCCGCGUGGACCGUCACGUCCAGCGUGGCGAAGAGCUGAUUUUUGGGCUGGAGGUGGCUGUCGCCCGUCAGCGCUUUGAUCAGAGUGGUUUUACCUGGAAA
Messenger RNA from Dunckerocampus dactyliophorus (ringed pipefish), 6376 nucleotides. RefSeq names its product PI-PLC X domain-containing protein 1-like. The record is from RefSeq and is a predicted model, not a curated record. NCBI's taxonomy places the organism in Eukaryota, Metazoa, Chordata, Actinopteri, Syngnathiformes, Syngnathidae. The transcript has 5 exons. Gene Ontology annotation, molecular function: phosphoric diester hydrolase activity. The coding region runs from base 1916 to 3013 and encodes 365 amino acids. Gene Ontology annotation, biological process: lipid metabolic process.